Molecule: messenger RNA, 2115 nt
Organism: Paraphaeosphaeria sporulosa
Lineage: Eukaryota; Fungi; Ascomycota; Dothideomycetes; Pleosporales; Didymosphaeriaceae
Exons: 3
Coding region: 280-1725 (481 amino acids)
Molecular function (GO): metalloaminopeptidase activity; manganese ion binding
Source: RefSeq, a predicted model, not a curated record
UGAUGUGAAUGUGGAUAACGGGGUUGGUUAGGAAACCGCGUCACUAUUGCGUACACGAUCCGAUAAUCGAGUAGAAUGACUUGUCCUCUUAUUUAUCAGUGGAUUUUGGUAAAGACAGCUGAGAGUUGUCGAGGCACUUGCAGGGUUGCAUUGUGCUGCUCCACUAGAAAUGACACCGAACGUCGCCCCGCUUAGCCGCGGCAUUCAGCCCACUUGCCUGUUCAUCAAGAGCAAAGCGCGAGCGAGCUUCUCCCCACCCGCAUACAUACUCCCACCACCAUGGUCACGAAUAUGGUCAAGUCGAUCGCGAACCACGACUUGCCCAAGCCGCCUUCCGGCAAAUAUCCCGCCAAAGCUCAUUGUCGUCGCGUGGCGGCAUGGAUAGCAGAGAACGGCGGGCCCUCUAGCGGCGUUAUCUAUCUCCAGGGACAGACGCUAAAAGAGCAUGAAGAUGACGAUACAGAGAUGCAUUUCAGGCAACGGCGCCACUUCUACUACCUCACUGGAUGCGAGGUCCCGGACUGCGGUUUUGCAUAUGACAUUGCCUCUGACAAGUCUACACUAUGGAUUCCCCCGGUCGACCCCAAUGUAGUCAUGUGGGCGGGCAUGCCGCUACUGCCAAAGGAAGCCUUGGAGAAGUACGACAUAGAUUCCGUUCUGACCACCGACGAGCUGAAGUCUGGGAAAUCUGUGCAGGAUCUACUCAAGAAGCCGAACGAGACCCUCUUGGUGAUCAAGGACCGCUUGGAUAUGGAUAUCUUCAACACCGACAGUGUCAAGCACCUCCAGCCAAACGUCGACUACGAGUGGGCCCGCCGCGGCAUCGAGCAGUGCCGCGUUGUCAAAGACGAGCACGAAAUCGCCAUGAUCCGCCACGCCAACAUCAUUUCCUCCUACGCCCACGAGCAGGUGCAAGUCUCCGUCCAUGCAGCGUCCAACGAGCGCGAGCUCAACGCACUCUUCAUGAUGCACUGCCACGCCAACGGCUGCAAGGAGAUGGCCUAUGGCUGCAUCUGCGCGGCCGGCACAAACGCCAGCACCCUCCACUACGUCCACAACAACCUUCCACUCACCAACAAGCUCAACAUGCUCAUGGACUGCGGCGCGGAGUACAACUGCUACUGCGCCGACAUCACGCGCACGUUCCCACUCAAUGGGCGCUUCUCGCCCGAGAGCCGCGAGAUCUACGCCCUCGUUCUAAAGAUGCAGACUGAGUGCAUGGGCAUGAUCAAGGCGGGCGUGCUGUGGGAAGACGUGCACAUGCGCGCACACAACAUUGCCGCCGCCGGUCUGCGCGAUCUCGGUAUCCUGAAGAAGGAGCUCUCCGUCGAGCAGAUUCUGGACUCUAAGGUCACGACAAGGUUCUUCCCGCAUGGGCUGGGUCACUACCUCGGUAUGGAUACGCACGACACCGGCGGCAAUGCGAACUACGAGGAUCCGAAUCCGUAUUUGAAGUACCUCCGUGUGCGCGGGAAGCUGCCUGUCAAUGCGGUAGUGACGAACGAACCUGGUAUCUACUUCAGGGAGUUCCCGCUGAAGCAGGAGCUCAAGGACGGUGUGUGGAAGGAUGUCGUCGAUGAGAGUGUCUUGGAUCGGUACUGGAGUGUGGGUGGGGUGAGAAUUGAGGAUGACGUUGUGGUGAAGGAAAAUGGGUGUGACAAUUUGACAACUGUGAGUAGCAAGCUGGAGGAUAUUGAGGCGUUAUGCGGGACGAUCGCCCUCUGAGUAACAUUUUGGAGGGAUGCAGGGGGGUGUCCGCACGUUAGUGAAAGGACUCUACAUGUGAGUAUUUGAACAUCUGGAACACUUCUGGGUUACGAAAUGAGCAUCAGUCGACAUCGUAGGCUCCGUUCUUAAUGACUGUCCCUCAAGUAGCUAUGACCAAGUGAGCCCAAAUAUUCUACGAGAAGACACUGCUGUCAAUUUUCAUGAGUCUCGUUGCUAUUACCCUCUUUGAUCACUCGGCGACCUGUUAUAAUUGUUAUGUACUUAGCCUUCAGGCUAAAAUACCGUCCCCGAAGAGUCCGAAAAGGAGCAGUAGUGUGGUCGUAGUGGUGUAGAUGCAGAGCUGAUUCCAUUAUCAAGGGACGAUAUAAUGGGUGUCGAAACGUGACC